Messenger RNA from Emys orbicularis (European pond turtle), 468 nucleotides. It is a transcript of the gene CFAP90, whose product is annotated as cilia and flagella associated protein 90. The transcript has 3 exons. The record is from RefSeq and is a predicted model, not a curated record. The coding region runs from base 1 to 468 and encodes 155 amino acids. NCBI's taxonomy places the organism in Eukaryota, Metazoa, Chordata, Testudines, Emydidae.
AUGCUGCGCACCCCGGAGGGGACGGAACCAGACGGGCAGCGGGAGGAGAAAUCAGCUGAGCAGACAAAAGGGAAACACCAGCUGCCGCUCUCCGCCCUGUCCGCCUUCAGCUACAUCCCGCCCGGCCGCAGGGACCCCCCGGAGCACAGCUACUUCCACCAGGAGUUCAAGACAGGGAUUGUUUCCACAUAUGACUCCAUUUUUAAGAGGCCAAAGAGUUACAAUGAAAAACUCCACCGAUGUGACAGAGAACAUGCAAAUAGUCGAGGUCUUAACAUUAAUGAUGAGGAACUGGCAAGACCCAUUGCUGUUUUGUCCUCUUCAGAAUAUGGGAGACAUAUAAACCAGCCCAUAGAGCAGUCGAUCAGAGAUUAUGCAAGGAUUAACCGUGUCCAGGCUGAGUUCUACAGGAAAAAUGGAGUCAGCUGCUUGUUGGAAAAACCUUCUCAAAGUCUUGAACCAUCCUAA